AAAUUGAAAACUAAAAAUUAAAAUUGAAAUAGUUAUCGAACGGGCUUAAACAUGCAAAUUUGAUGUAAUAUGCAUGGAAUUUGUUAUAUAGUUUUUUUUUUUUCCCUUUAGGGUUUAGCACAGAACAUAGUAAAAGGGGGAGAUUCCCUGCUGCAAAUGAAGGUGAAAUUCAUUAAUAUGUGAUGGCAUGCAGAAACAAUUUAGUGUUAGUUGAAGAGGAUGGACCCUAUUGGAUUAUCAAGGGAACCUUUGACUCCCAGUCUACCACCACUCCUAUUUAUAUCAUGAAAAUCUUAACAGGACAAAUUGAAGAGUCUGCAACAGCCGGCUGGUUGUUGUUCAUAUCCCUUAUGUUUUGGAGAUGGGAGGACAAUUAUUGUCAAUAGGCCCUGAUUUUAUUAUUGACUUAUUUUGAUAUCUUCUUCUACAAUAAGCACUGAUUUGAUUUGUAAAUUUUUUAGCAAAAGAUCUUGACUUGCAAUCAGCGAUCGUAACUUGACUUGACUUGCAAAUCAACAGUUUUAACUUGUAUUAAAAAAAAAAAAAAAUUCAUAAUCUUUGAAGGGAGUCAGUAAAUGGGCUUUGAACCCCAUUGCAAGUAUUUUUUGGACCCAAUUGUAAAAAGACAACCAAAAGUCCAAUGGACUGAAACCCCCUCCCCCCUAAUUAUAAAAAAAAAUAAAAAGUCCAAUGAACCAUCUAUUUUUGGACCCACAAAGGAAGUACCAAAAGUCCAAGUUCCCAAAUUUGCACCAAAAAUUGGUAAGAAAUCCCAAGACGUCUAUGAGAAAAUUGGCAAAAUCUAAGAAUGUCCACGCCCAAUCUACCAAACUGGCUCUGCGCACACGUAUAAGGCCGCUGUCGCUAUUAUUGACCUUUUUACCCUUCGACUUGCUCUUUUGAAACUGCCAGCCCACUUUUACUAAAAUUUAUGCAGCCAGUUCCAAUAUAAAGAAAUUGAAACCCCUCACAUGAGUACCGCCCAAAUAUUGUUUAGGGUUUUUUUUUUUUAAAAAAAAAAAAUCACUGCAACGCUGUCCAAGACCAACACAAGACUCAUCAAGCACAUGACAAAUGGGCUCCAUUAAUGGCAGAUUUUCCAGAGUUGAGGUAGGUACACUGCAAACUGGACAACUCUAAAGUGAGUUCUUUGUUUAUGUUCUUGCAUACCACCAGUACCUUGGUUUCAUGUCAAAAGUGAAAGCACCGAGGUGGUGUUUCUGGUACCAAUAAUAGCCUUCUAGAGCCAUGGUUUAAGUUGCAAGUCUGGGUCAAAGUUUUGUUCUUUUUUGCACAUUGUUGACUAAAUCUCAAUUGGGUUUGUUGAGAGAGAAGAAAUAAUGUGCCUGUUGCUUCUUCACUUCAAAGUAUGAGUUGGGUUUGAUCUGAAUGCAAGCAAGGAAGCUGUUUUCUUGAGCUUACAAAAAGGUGAAAGCGUGUUUGGUUUCUAAGAAAGUCCUAAAAUUUGAUGGUGAAUUUAGUGUGCCACUAUCCUAAAAUGUCUUUGAAUCAAGCUCAAACCAGGCAAAGAAAUGAUUUUCUGACCAGCUAUCCUGGCUCUCGUUUGCUUUCCUCUUCUCUUUCAUCUUCUUCUUCUUCUCCUUCACUGCCAUUACCGUACAAUAGUGACUACCAAAGACACUCAAACCCAUCAUCAUCCUCUGGUAGUAAAAUAAGCCCAUCAGUUCUUUUUAUCAUAAUUAUUCUAGCUGUUAUAUUUUUUGUAUCUGGUAUCCUUCACUUGCUUGUUAGAUUUCUCACAAAGCAUAGAUCUUCGUCAGCAUCCGAAUCUAACAGAUACCCGGAACUCUCUGGGUCUGAAGUUUAUCAGAGACAAUUACAGCAACUCUUCCAUCUUCAUGAUUCUGGCUUAGAUCAAGCUUUUAUAGACGCUCUUCCUGUAUUCCUUUAUAAAGAGAUAAAGGCGAGAGAACCAUUUGAUUGUCCAGUUUGUCUGUGUGAGUUUUCUGAAAAGGACCAGUUGAGAUUGCUCCCCAUAUGUAGUCAUGCUUUCCACAUUGAUUGCAUUGACACAUGGUUACUGUCUAAUUCAACUUGCCCGCUUUGUAGAGGGACCCUGUACACGCCAGGGAUUGCCAUUGAAAACCCAGUCUUUGAUUUUGAUGAUCUAAGGGAAGAAGAUGGUUCUUUGGGCAAUGAAGGAAGCGGAGUUCUUACUGGCCAAAAGUCUGCAGAUAAUGAAAAUGGUGGUGAGAAAAAGGUAUUUUCUGUGAGACUUGGUAAAUUCAGAAGCACAAAUGAUGAGGGAGAUGGAGGUGGAGGAGCAGCAGUGGAGAGAGCAGAGGGAGAGACUAGCAGUAGUAGUUUGGAUGCAAGGAGAUGUUACUCAAUGGGAUCAUACCAAUAUGUGGUUGCUGAUUUAGAGUUGCAAGUGGCUUUAAGGCCCAAAAGAGCAGCUGCUGCUGCUGGAAGUGGUGAUAGUGUGAGGCUUGUGAAAGGGAGAGCUGGACAAAAUGGGAAUUCCCACUGUGAUGGUGAUGCAGAGGGGAAAAAAAUUAACAGUGGAAGUAAAGGUGAAAGCUUUUCUGUUUCCAAAAUUUGGCUAUGGCCUAAGAAGGGUAAAUUUCCAAAUUCUUCAGAAACCCAUAUGGGCGCUUCCUCUGUUACUGUGGGUUUGCCAUGGAGUGAUAGAUCUCAGGUUACAUGAAGUUAUUCACUGUGAUAUGUACUUUCUGCAAUAUAUCAAUGAAUCUAUUUAAUUUUUUCAAAGCACGAAAAGAAUUUUUGGCUUUUGCUUU
This is a messenger RNA of Prunus persica (peach), 2759 nucleotides long. RefSeq names its product RING-H2 finger protein ATL46. The transcript has a single exon. The record is from RefSeq and is a predicted model, not a curated record. NCBI's taxonomy places the organism in Eukaryota, Viridiplantae, Streptophyta, Magnoliopsida, Rosales, Rosaceae. The coding region runs from base 1469 to 2668 and encodes 399 amino acids.